UUUGAAUUUACACCAAGUAAACACAGCGCGGAUACAUGCUGCUCGUGUUCACCAAGAUUUUAAAAAAUGGGAGUGAAAGGUCUUCAAAACUUUAUGGAGCGAUGCUGUCCAGAAGCCUGUGUGACUGUGAACCUGAGAGAAAUGGCCAGACAACAUGUUAACAAGAGCCAGCAAGGCCCCACACUGGUUGUGGACGGUAUGGCCUGCCUACGCCACUGGUACUCGUGUAAGGACUGGGUUUGUGGGGGGCAGUGGAGGGAGUACAUGGAUGUGCUAAAGAGCUGGGUGGAGGCCUUCACCUCAGCAGGCAUCAGACUGGUGUUCUUCUUUGACGGGGUGGUGGAGGAAAAGAAGAGACAGGAGUGGGUGAAGAGGAGGCACAGAGUGAACAGGGAGAUUUCUAAAAUGUUUCGUCAUAUAAAGGCACACGGAGAGCAACCUGGUAGAGAGCUUUUUUGUCUGCCUUCUGGUCUGGCAUCAUUCACACGCUUUGCUCUCAGGUCACUGGGUCAAGAAGUGUUUUGCUCAGUGCAGGAAGCUGACUAUGAGAUCGCCAGCUACGCUCGUCAGCAUGGUAGUUUUGGCAUUCUGGGACAGGACUCAGACUUCAUCAUAUACGACAGUGCCCCCUACUAUUCUGUGGUGAAGCUGCGGAAAGACAGCCUCACCACUGUCCUGUACGACAGACAGAGACUCUGCCAAACCAUUGGACUGGCUGUUACCCAGCUACCGCUGCUGGCCUGUCUGCUAGGUAAUGAUGUGGUGUCAGAGGAGCAGAUGCAGCACAUCAGGAACAACGCCAUUGCCACUUACAGGAUAAACAAUCCUGCACCGCACUCUGGUGCACCUCAGGGGCAGAUGGUGCUAGCUGUAUCCCACCUCGUGAGCUCCUUGUGGGGCAGAGAGGAGCAACAGACUGGACUCAUCCCUCAGUCUCUGGAUCUGUCAGUUCCUCAGAGAGAGCUGCUGCAGAGAGGCGUUUGCUCCUACUUACUGCCUGGACAGAAAGCUCUUACGCCAAGUGAAAUCUCUGCACGUCCCUCUGCCUUCGAGAAACAUGUUAGUCCAGAAAUAUUACAGGCCUGCAUAGAGAAGCAUGUAGCAGCAGAGGGUUUCAUGGUUUACAAUGUUUUGUGUGAGGGAGUCAAUGAAUGUAGUAACACUUUGGAGGACGAGGACGACGCCGAGUUGCUGCCUCAGGCCCUCGUCUACAAGCCCUGCAGACAACAAAUCUAUGGGCUGCUGCUGCUGCAGGGGCAUGAUGGCAGCAAUUUUGACCUUCCAGCGAUGAGGGAAUGGUUUGUCUACCCUGGAAACCCUCUGAGGGAACCUGACAUGGUCCACCCUGUCCCAGUCAGCCUCCCAGGUGAUCGGCCCAGUCUGGACUUGCUUUGGUUCGGCUCUGGUCCUGAAGUUUCUGCUCUUCGCAUGACGUCCUUCCUUUCGAUUUUUGAUUGCCAAGAGUUCUCCGAGUUGCAUGGAGCUAUUGAAGACUCUCUGCUGGCAGCUGUCUGCCUCGUCACUUACAUAGUCCUCCAGGUACAAACUUUGUCUCAAGAGGACUCGGAUGCGUACCUGAGUCAAGCUGUGUGUCUGAGACUAAAAUCCGCUGAGGAGCUCCAACGGAUCAAGCUGCCUUUCCUGUCCAGUCGUGCGGUGCAGCUGGGAUCUCUCUACGUCCGAGGACUCGGCCACCUGCUGGGUGCCAACUGUGCCAGUGGCUGCCCGCUGCCCAGCGCUGCCCUGAUGCCUUGGCACAGCUUCGAUGGACGGCUGUUCCACUCAAAGUACCUGCUGGCACAUAGCGGCACAGAGAAGACUGUGUUGCUGGACGGUGAUCCGUCCUGUCUGUCUCUGUUUCUCCGCCUGAGAGAGAAACUUACAGAAGCCUGCAGGAAGCGAGGCAGAGUACUGCAGUCCAGACCCCAUAAACCAGAACAUAAAACCACACCAGGACCCAGAUACAGAGAAAGACACACAGGUCGGCCUCCAGCUGGUGAUGAGAACUGGAGAGAAAGAGGAGAGACAACAGGAGGCCAUCGACGUGGCGGAGGAUGGAGGGAGAGAGGAGACCCGAGUGAACAUGAAAGCAGGGAGAGACUGUGGGAGAGAGGAGGAGGAAUGAGAGGAGGCCAUUUUCACCCUCAUCCUAAUUAUAAUCCUAACUGGCAUGAUGGAGGACCCCACAACUGGAGCCGACCUCCAAGACAGUCUAGAGGACGAUCGUGCCACAGCAGAGGGAGACACCAACUGGCUCCGAGAUGGUCGCAGCCUCCUGCACCAGGAACGUGACUUGACCCUGAACAGAUAGGAGAGAAGAGGAGGAUUAGAGGGGAGGAUUUGAGGAGUUAAGAGGAUGGGAGAGACAUGAUGAAAGGAGUGAAAGAAUCAAAUUUCUCUGAACAAACUGAUUAGUGAAUUAUCUGUCAGGAAUGUUUGUCCAAAGGAUGCAGUAGAUCGAGAAAUGGGGAUUAGGAGGAGGCAGAGUGAAGAGAUUAGGGAAUACCUCAUUUGCCAGUGAAACCUAAAUUCGUCUUUUCGUGCAUCUCAAAAUAAUCCUGUAGACGUACUAAUAAAGUCAAUCAUUUGACUUUAUCUCAGGGCAACUUACCUGUCUCAGUGUGACAGAAAAUGAACAGCACUCUUCAAACAAACACAGAAAUGAGCCACUUCAAAUGCACUGAGGAGUGGAUUAACGGUUAAUCCUCAAGCCUGUUUUUACUUCUUAUCUGUGACAAUAAAAGAGCAAAGAUCUUAAAAGCUGUGUGUCCAGUAGCAUAAUCCUUUUAAAGGACAUUUUAACUGGAGAAACAGUAAUGCUGGUAUCAGAUAUCGGCUGAAAUAGGGCAUCAGUGCAGCAGAUUUAUACACCUCUGUAAACUGAUACCAAGAGCCGUUUGUGACACGUCAAAAACAAAGUGAGGGAACUGCCUCUUUUUCCAUACAAAGAAGAACUCCAGCUGUCUGUAAUGGACGCUAAUGGAGAAACAGUUUUAACUGUUUUAUACUCAGUCUCAAAGGCAUAACCGUUUUCUUUUGAUGCUGGCGCAUUGUUUCUUAUUUGAAAUACAGGUUUAACUGAUGGUGUUUUUUUAAAGUCAGAUAUGAUUCUAAUAGUUUGGGGCAAGGAAAAGCCAAUAGUCGAUUAAUCAAGUUUACAUAUAUAAGUCACUGAUAACUGUUAAAUGAAAAUAUGUUUUUCUGAAUUUUCACAUUUACUCGUUAACAGUUAGCAGAAAAAUAAUAUUCAAUUCACUGUACUGCUUAAAGGCUACAAUCGGACCUUCCAACAAGUUUUAAGUUGGAAUCUUUUCUUGUACGUUACUCAGCACUGGAGUCGAAUCAGUCAACACUCCUUAAAUGUCAAUAUGUCAGCUUUGACCAUUCAUCUGUUUGUAUUGUCUUUCUCACAUGAUAUAUGCUUUAGUUAUGAAUGCGUCUUCAAACGCUUAAAAAAAGACGAAUUUCAACCCUAUUAUGUGAGUGCAAAUAUUCUAUUUCCUCUUGUUGUUUUGGUGCUCUGUGCCGCUGAUCAAAAGGGCAUCGAACGUGCAUGUGUGUGUGCUGCAUUGCUAAGGGAAUGUAUGGCCUUUACAGUCAGGCCGGCAGUCUUCCUGUAGCAACCUGAAUGUCGUAAAACCUCACCAGAGAGGAAAAGGAUGCAGAGAAAGUUCCACAGCCUGAGUGCUCUCAAUCCUGUGUGUGUGUGUGUGUGUGUGUGUGUGUGUGUGUGUUUGCCUACAAGCAGUGCUGUAAAGAAGUGUAAGUGAAUUUCUUACCAGAUGGAAAAAAAUGAGGGGAAGUCAGAGUGUUGAUACAGGGAUGGGACUGUGUUUGGUGUGACAGAGCUGAGAGUUACAUCAGUUUAUUCUUCAUCCAUUGGAGUUUGAUGAUCCACUCAUUAGGCAGAUACAGACUGAUAUGAGCUAUAUGUUUUAGAUGAAUUGAUGCUUAAUCUGUAUCAUUUAAUCUGGCUUGAUCUUGAAACAUGGACGCGAAAUAUUCUGGAAGAAUGACAAUCCUGGAGACUUCACUAAAUAAUAGCAUGUAUAUGUCUGUGUUUUCUGUACACUAUCCAGGUUUUGAAUCCCCCAGACUUAAAAAAAACACUCAGCACAUGGACUGUGUU
Molecule: messenger RNA, 4129 nt
Organism: Plectropomus leopardus (leopard coralgrouper)
Lineage: Eukaryota; Metazoa; Chordata; Actinopteri; Perciformes; Serranidae
Gene: fam120b
Product: family with sequence similarity 120 member B
Cellular component (GO): nucleus
Source: RefSeq, a predicted model, not a curated record